AUGGGAGUUGAGCAAAGUUUGAUCAUACUAGCUUUGUGGUCAUUGCUAGCUUUCAUUGUUAGAACUCAUGCAAACCUUUUAGAUAUAAGGAAAUAUGGCGCAACACCUAAAGGAGACAUAACCAUGGCUUUGCAAAAUGCUUGGAGGGAUGCAUGUGUAUCAACAACUCCAACCAAAAUUGUGGUUCCUAGUGGCAAAUACAUGUUGAGACAAAUAGACUUCAUGGGACCUUGCAAUGUUCCUAUUGAGAUUCAAGUUAAUGGGAUUCUUAUAGCUCCAAAAAACCCAUUCCACCUUAAUGGAAGAGAUCAAUGGGUUAGAUUUGGAUAUCUUAACUUCUUAACCUUGUCUGGUCAAGGAACUUUCCAUGGUAGAGGCAAAAUGGCUUGGAAUCAAAACAAUUGUCAAACAACAUUGAAUUGCAAGAAGCUUCCUAUGAAUUUGGGCUUUGUCAGUGCACCUGCAUAUAGUCCUAACACUGAUGGAAUUCACAUUGGAAAAUCAAGUGAAGUGCAAAUUACUAACUCAAAAAUUAGCACUGGUGAUGAUUGCAUAUCUUUGGGUGAUGGAAGCAAAGGAGUGAGGAUAGUUAAUGUAACAUGUGGACCAGGACAUGGUAUCAGUGUUGGAAGCCUAGGAAGAUACACAAAUGAAGAGCCUGUAGAGGAUCUGAGGGUUAGAAAUUGCACUCUAAAAAACACAAACAAUGGGGUAAGGAUCAAGACUUGGCCUGGUACCCCAAUAAUUUCUCGUGCCUCUGACUUACAUUUUGAAGAUAUCAUAAUGAUUAAUGUCAGCAACCCAGUAAUCAUAGAUCAAGAAUACUGCCCCUGGAAUCAAUGCUCAAAACAGAUAAGCAAAGUGAGCUUCAAUGACAUUAGAGGAACUAGUGCAACCGAGGAAGGUGUGGUUCUUGUUUGUAGCAGUGGUGUUCCAUGUGAUACUGUAGAGCUGAGUGACAUAGAUCUGAGAUUCAAUGGAACAACUCUGACCACUGCUAAAUGUGACAAUGUCAAGCCCAUAUUUGGAAGGAAAGCACCAACUUGUAUUGAUGAGGAUAAAGAGAAGUUGUUUAAUGAGAUGAACUGCUACCAACUCCUCCAAUCUUUGGUUUUGAGGAAAAGAAAGCGGAGAAAGUUUAAGGUGUUCAUGGCCAUGAUGUGGUUUAGAAUCAUACUUCUAAUAUCGGCUUGUAUGCUUCCUCUUUCAGUGGAAGCCAUGGUUCGCCACUACAAGUUCAACGUGGUGGUGAAGAAUGUCACAAGAUUGUGUUCAACCAAGCCCAUAGUAACAGUAAAUGGAAAGUUCCCAGGCCCCACCAUCUAUGCUAGGGAAGAUGACACUGUUUUGGUAAAGGUGGUUAACCAUGUCAAAUACAAUGUUAGCAUCCACUGGCAUGGGGUGAGACAAUUGAGGACUGGCUGGGCCGAUGGGCCUGCAUACAUAACUCAGUGCCCGAUUCAACCGGGCCAGGUGUAUGUGUACAACUUCACCCUCACAGGGCAGAGAGGGACACUUUGGUGGCAUGCACAUAUCCUCUGGCUUAGGUCAACUUUGCAUGGUGCAUUGGUCAUUUUGCCCAAGCUUGGAGUUCCUUACCCUUUUCCCAAGCCCAACGCAGAGAAAGUUAUCCUAUUGAGUGAAUGGUGGAAAUCAGAUACUGAGGCCAUAAUAAAUGAAGCCUUGAGAUCUGGGUUGGCCCCAAAUGUCUCUGAUGCCCACACCAUCAAUGGCCAUCCAGGACCAGUUCAACAGUGUGUCUCUCAAGGAGGGUACAAUCUUCAAGUUCAACCUGGAAACACCUACUUGCUAAGAAUAAUCAACGCUGCACUGAAUGAAGAGUUGUUCUUUAAAAUUGCAGGUCAUCAACUCACUGUUGUUGAGGUUGAUGCUGUGUAUACAAAACCUUUGAAAACUAACACCAUAGUUAUAGCGCCUGGCCAAACCACAAAUGUUCUUCUAAAAGCCAACCGUGCCACUGGCAAAUACUUAGUAGCAGCCACUCCCUUCAUGGACUCUCCUAUUGCAGUGGACAAUGUGACUGCCACUGCCACAUUACACUAUUCAGGCUCACUUGGUUCCACCAUCACAACCCUCACUUCAUUACCUCCCAAAAAUGCCACCCCUGUUGCUACCAAAUUCACUGACUCACUCAGAAGCCUAAACUCCAAAAAGUACCCUGCUAGAGUCCCUAUAAAGGUUGACCAUUCCUUGCUCUUCACUGUCAGCCUUGGAGUCAACCCAUGUCCCACUUGUCUCAAUGGAAGCAAGGUGGUUGCAGCCAUCAACAAUGUGACCUUUGUGAUGCCUAAAGUCUCUCUCCUCCAAGCACAUUUCUUCAACAUAAGUGGAGUUUUCACUGAUGAUUUUCCUGGAAAGCCUCCAGUGGUUUAUGACUUCACAGGGACACAACAACCAGCAAAUUUGAGGACCAAUAGAGGGACAAGGGUCUAUAGGCUUGCCUACAACUCCACUGUGCAAUUAGUCUUGCAAGAUACUGGAAUGAUUACACCUGAGAACCAUCCUAUUCAUCUCCAUGGCUUCAACUUCUUUGUGGUUGGUAGGGGACAAGGGAAUUUCAACUCCAAAAAGGACACCAAAAAGUUUAUCCUUGUGGAUCCUGUGGAGAGAAACACAGUUGGUGUUCCAUCUGGGGGGUGGACUGCUAUUAGAUUCAGGGCUGACAAUCCAGGUGUUUGGUUUAUGCAUUGCCAUUUGGAAAUUCAUACAACAUGGGGAUUAAAGAUGGCAUUUGUGGUGGACAAUGGUAAAGGACCAAAUGAGUCUAUACUACCACCUCCAAGUGAUCUUCCCAAAUGUUGA
Molecule: messenger RNA, 2823 nt
Organism: Sphenostylis stenocarpa
Lineage: Eukaryota; Viridiplantae; Streptophyta; Magnoliopsida; Fabales; Fabaceae
Source: the annotation of a GenBank genome assembly